AUGCAUUUCUCUAUCCUCUCUUUCCUCCUGACCACAGCUGCUCUCACCUACGCGCAAUCCGAUAUCCUGCUCUCACAACCCCUGCAAUCCAUCUCGAAAAAUGCUCAAAGCGGACCUUUAUACACUUAUCCUACCGACCUGACCCAAGGCAUUCUCCCGAACCCGAUACACUCCCAUAACGACUACUGGCGACCGAUUCCCUUCUACUCCGCUCUCUCGAUCGGUGCCAUCUCGGUCGAAGCAGAUGUCUGGUUGUACGAUGAGACGUUAUAUGUCGGCCAUGAAGUCUCGGCUUUGAAGAAAGAGCGGACGUUUGAUCGCUUGUAUAUUGAACCAAUUCUGAGUGUCCUGAAAGCACAGAACCCGAAUUCCAGCUUUGUUGGAACUACGAUGACAAAGAAUGGUGUGUACGACACCAGUUCGGGACAGACGCUCUAUCUUUUCGUCGAUGUGAAGACGAAUGGGACGGAGGCUUGGCCGCAUGUGGUGAAGGCAUUGGAACCAUUGAGGGAGGCGGGAUACUUGACGACGUAUAAUGGGACGGGAGUUACGAGUGGGCCUGUCACUGUAAUUGGCACUGGAAAUACUCCCCUCAACCAAGUGCAAGGCGUCUCACCGAGAGACUACUUCUACGAUGCGCCGCUUGCUCUUUUGGGUUCGACAUUUAGCAACAUCACCGCUGACGUGAGUCCAAUCGCGAGCACGGCUUUCUCGGCGCAGUUCGGGGCUGUAAAGAACGGAACUCUCAACUCGACACAAGCAGCCACCCUGAGCAGCCAGAUCGAGACCGCGAGAGAAAAGGGCAUCGGUGCUAGGUAUUGGGAUCAGCCGAAUUGGCCGGUGUAUAACCGCAACGCGGUUCAUGAGCUGCUGUACGCGGCCGGUGUUGCACUUCUGAAUGCCGACGAUCUUGAGGGCGUCGCAGACCUCUAG
This is a messenger RNA of Pseudocercospora fijiensis CIRAD86, 933 nucleotides long. RefSeq lists its product as uncharacterized. Gene Ontology annotation, molecular function: phosphoric diester hydrolase activity. Lineage: Eukaryota; Fungi; Ascomycota; Dothideomycetes; Mycosphaerellales; Mycosphaerellaceae. The record is from RefSeq and is a predicted model, not a curated record. The transcript has 2 exons. The coding region runs from base 1 to 933 and encodes 310 amino acids. Gene Ontology annotation, biological process: lipid metabolic process.